This is a messenger RNA of Iphiclides podalirius (scarce swallowtail), 450 nucleotides long. NCBI's taxonomy places the organism in Eukaryota, Metazoa, Arthropoda, Insecta, Lepidoptera, Papilionidae. The record is from the annotation of a GenBank genome assembly.
AUGAAAAUAACAGUUAAAAAAUUACAAGGAGCCGAGUGUAUUUUAGACGUAGAACCAGAUACACGAAUAAUUGCAAUAAAACAACAAGUUUUCAAGAAAUUAGGUAUUUCAGUAGAACAACAAAAAUUACUCUUGCUUGGCAGAACAUUAAAUGACGAACAAACAGUUGCAUCUUAUCCAUCAAUUAAAGAUGGAACCAAAUUAAACCUAGUCGUUAAAAAGCCCGAGGGUCUUUACGAAGUCUCUUUGAAAUAUUUCAAAAAGCAAGGGAUGAAUGAUUCAGAUGCUGCAAAUAGUGCAAACAGAUUGCUCAAAAUAAUUCAAAGCAAGUUCAAUAAAUUGUCAUGGGAUGAUGUGGAAAAGCUGUCUUUAGAUUGUUUAAUGGAUAUAAAAGGCCAGCAUAGGCCAGUAGUGGAGAAGGAUACAGAUUCUGAGGACAUGUGUACAUUG